UUUCCUAUCUUUUAAUGUGUCGCUCUGCACACAUGCGUAGAACAGAGGUGUAUGUUUACCGACUACUUAAUUAUAUUGUCUCCGUACUUUUGCUGUGAUAUAAAGUAAGCCGGCAUAAAAUAAUUUUCUGUGACACAUUUUAUUUUCCUGUUAUUAGCGAUUGAUCUCUUAGGGCUGAUAGAAAAACCUCACAGGAAAUGCAUCAAUGUUUAUGGAGGUGUAUAUAUUUAAUCAUAGUUCUACAAUUAAUUGAACAUCUACGUGCCGACCAAAGAGAAGAGGAUGCCCGAAGGUUGAUGGAAUCACUAAACCAAGCACAAAACGAUAUUUCUUCUAUGAUGUCAACAGUGGACGGUCUAGAUAAUUAUUUGACCACACAAAAAAAACGGGCGUGCAAUCUUGGAUUAAAUAGUCACCAUUGUGCCUUGGCAGACCUGGACGAUCAGCUUCAAUCACGUGAAUGGUUAUCAAACGGACAUAGCCCUGGUAAACGGACACCCUUACAAGAGAAACAUAAAGAAAAACUAUCUGAGGUUGAAAUUAAAAGGUUAAUAGAAGAUAUAGUGAGAAAGCGCCUUGACCUUAAGAACAUUCGUACAUUGUUAGAAGAUGCAAAUGGUAGCAUUAUAGAAAAUAGUAAACGCACAUGUACAGUGGAGUUAGGAGGUGCUUGCCGAACGGAAUGGGCAUCAUCCAUUGCAGACCAAUAUUACUAUUUGAUGUCUCCGCAUAGUCCGGGUAGAAAACGAAGAUCAUUCCGAAAGAGAAUGUCACCUUUGCGGCUAUUUCACAAAAGACUCCAGCAAAUCAAGAAAAGGCAUUCAGCUAAUUGAUCGCAUUUUUUUCUAAUCUGAUGAAUGAAAGAAGAUUACCUGGCUUUGUAUGUGUCUAUCUCUUGUCUACCACUAUACACAUAAAAUGAUAAAGGGUAUGGUGGAUUUUGUUUUUUUAUACACAAAAACGUUUGGUCGAACGACUUGAACACUAAAUAUAUUUACUUAAUGCACUUCUACUAUGUUUAUAAAGUUUAUGAGGAGGAAGUUUGUGCUUCCUAAACUGAACUUUUAAAACUUUUCUGGAAUAAAGAUUCAAAAUAUUUCAAAAAAGAAAUAGUCUACAAUGAGUUUAUCUAUCUUUGAUAGCAUAAAAUUUCAUAUAGAGACUUAUGUGUUGAUAACGCGUGUAUGGAUCUUUAUGAUUUUCCCUCUUUUUUAUUAUAUUGCUUUUGAAGUUUUCAAAUGAUCUUUGUCGUAUUUUCGUCAGAAUCGUUCUCCUCAUUUAAAAUUGCAUAUGCAUGUUUUAUGUAAAUUUUGUUUUUCGUACAUGCUUGUGCAAAACCAACAUCUGUUUUUGAAUAUCUGUGCACUUUAUAAUAUGAAAGACAAACAGUAUAGAGACUGAUAUAUUUAGGAAUGAUAACCCCUUAAAUAAAGUAUUAGUUUGAGUGGAAAGUUUGCAAAAACUAAAUAAUUUAAAAAAAAAACACUAUUGUAUAACUCAUUCAAAUAAGAUAAAGGAGAUGACAAACUCCAGGAAGCUAAACAGUACAAUGUGCAUUGUUUUUGCAAAUGAUUGAACUUAUCGAGGAAAUAUUCUUCGAUCGAACCAUAUUGAUCAAGUUGCCAGGUAUCUUUCAUCUGGUAGAAGCAAGCUUCAUCAUUUUUUAACAGAAUUUCAUUAAUUGUGGAAUAGAUAUGAAUCACGACCCGUAAUAGAAAAGAUAUUCAUUGUGUAAUCUUCUCUAUUUCAUUUGAAUCGUUUUUGGAAAAUGAUGAUUAGAUAAACAUAUUCGUUAACGGUACAAUACAUACUUUUAAUUCGAAGAGUGGUGUAUGCUUAUUGAAUAUGGAGACGUCUUAAAAUGACAUUGUAUAAAAUAUCUAUGUUACAAUAUCAAUGUCUUUCUGUAUUUCCUUAGUUCAGUUUUUCAUUGAUAAAAUUCAGACGAAGAAUACAUGCGUACAUUUUUUUUUUCAUAUUUCAUUCUGUUAUGAUACAAAGGAUUAGAAACUCUGUGACAUACCAUUUAUUUUAUGUAUACUAUUUAUUGCACGAAUCUUAAAUAAAUCUUAAAUAUC
Molecule: messenger RNA, 2078 nt
Organism: Mytilus californianus (California mussel)
Lineage: Eukaryota; Metazoa; Mollusca; Bivalvia; Mytilida; Mytilidae
Exons: 7
Coding region: 198-833 (211 amino acids)
Source: RefSeq, a predicted model, not a curated record